AUGCCCCGGCUUGUACGUCGCCAGCCGUUGGCUGAGCGUAUCAAAUCCUACUUGAACCCUCUAGAUUUCUUGCUCUGGCUUUCGGAGGAGGUUGAUGCAAAUGAUUGGGAGCAGUUUGAAAAAAACUGGGCGGUUCCCUUGGGUGUGGCUCUGAAUAUUACCUUUAUGAUCGCAAGAGCGAACAGUCGACCAACUGGCAGCCAAGCCCUCGAUGAUGUGUUUGGCGAGGAUGAAAGGGUCUCUCUGUGGGGCUGGCUUGCAUCGUUUAUCGUUCACUUCCUUGUCUGUAUAGCGGCCUUGAACACCUUCUAUACCUUCCACCGAAAGCGCCAUUAUCGCCUCUUUGAAGCUUCUAUCGACCAAGCUCCUUCUACCCCAUCUGCGCGCAGAGUCCGAGUUGACUCUACACCCGCUACGGCCUCGCCUCUCCGCUACCUAGCCAAUACGCUUUCUGGAUCAGCAGAGUCAAGGGCACAUCCGAAUGCUGAGCGUGACGUCUGGGAGAUUGCGCUCUGGGACCCUCUACCAAUUUGUCUCCGCUUGUUCUGUCUCUUCAGUCCUGCGCAUAUCCUCAUCUACUGGAUUACCCUGCCAACUCAGCUUUCCGACCCUCGACCCAGCGUUACGAUCGUUACCACAAUUACUGUGACAACACUGCUCUCUGCGCAGAUGUUAUAUCUCUCAACUUUCUUCAAACAACAGGGCAAGGAUGAAUUGUUGAUCCACAAGGAAGUCAUGAAAGAAUACGAUACGAAAUUCGUUCAUCCCCGAACCCAGCCGCUAAUGCGCGAUGUCGGGACCCAGUUUUCCGGCCCUAACACUACGUUUGAGGAGAAAUAUAAUAAAGUCGACACCUUUACGCCAACGGUUAUCAUUAAUCGGGGAUUCAAGACUAGCCCUAACCCGAACUAUAUCCACCAUAUUGACCCCGAAUGGAACUCUUCCCGCAACAGUUCCUUCACUUCCACACCGACCAAAGCUUCGAACUCAAUGCAAACUCCUAGCUAUAUGCGCGAUGCCUCACCUGUCGUCAAAGCUCCCCUGGGAUCCAUUCGUCAACCUCAAUUUCGACAGACCCCAACCCGCCCUGGUGGUGAUGGUGGUAGUUUAGGUAUCUACUCACAUGCUAGAUCACCUCUACGGAAGUCCACUCCCGCAAACUCAGAGCAACGUCUUCACAAUGACAGGGGGUUCUACUAUUCACAACGGAGUGUACGGCCCUCAAGCCCACUGAAGAAGAGCAGCGUUUCCACCGCUGCCAGCCCCAUGACCCCUGGAACAAGCAAGAGCGUUCUCCGGCGAGAGACUGGACGCUUUUGA
Aspergillus calidoustus is the source of this 1320-nucleotide messenger RNA. The record is from the annotation of a GenBank genome assembly. NCBI's taxonomy places the organism in Eukaryota, Fungi, Ascomycota, Eurotiomycetes, Eurotiales, Aspergillaceae.